This is a messenger RNA of Puccinia triticina, 1443 nucleotides long. RefSeq lists its product as uncharacterized. Gene Ontology annotation, cellular component: nucleus. Gene Ontology annotation, biological process: regulation of transcription by RNA polymerase II. The coding region runs from base 1 to 1443 and encodes 480 amino acids. The transcript is spliced from 3 exons. Gene Ontology annotation, molecular function: DNA-binding transcription activator activity, RNA polymerase II-specific; RNA polymerase II transcription regulatory region sequence-specific DNA binding. The record is from RefSeq and is a predicted model, not a curated record. Lineage: Eukaryota; Fungi; Basidiomycota; Pucciniomycetes; Pucciniales; Pucciniaceae.
AUGCACCCGCACAGCCCCAGCCACGGCCCGCCCAGCCCCGCACCCGCCUUCCCGCUCGCCGAGCUCACCCUCCACGACCAGCCGGCCUCGCCGCCCAGCCAGCGGCCCCCACGCACCCACAUCCCGCCCCCGCUCGCCCUCGCCGCCAAGGCCGCCGAGCCGCCCGCCGACGAGCUCAUGACCGCCCGCGGCACCCAGUUCCCCGGGCUCGACACCGCCCGCCACCGCUUCCAGCCCUACGCCGCCGCCGACCCCGCCCCCAAGCCCGCCGGCGCCCUCUUCCUGCACACCCAUCCGCCCGGCGCGGCCGCCUUCCGGGCCAUCGACGACGGCUGCUCGCUGCGCUCCAGCUGCUCCAGCCUCGCCUCCAGCUCCAGCCACUCCUCGGGCUACUUCCCAUCCCUGCCCUUCGACGACCCCUCCCCCGGACCGGGGCCCCGCGAGCCCCUCUUCGCCCCCUUCUCCUCCCAGCCCGCCCUCUUCCCCCCGCUCUUCCCCCCCGCCUCCGCCGCCCCCAGCAACCACCGCCCCUCCCUGCCCUCCGCCGGCCUCGCCUACCCCGCCGCCGCCUUCACGCCCUCCGCUGGCUCGCCCCCCAUCGCCUCCGCCUCCUCCGCCUACUUCCACUUCGACUCUGCCGGCGCUGGCCGCCGCCAUACCGUCUCGGCCUACGCCUCGCCCCUGCCGAUCGAGCUCAGCCUGGUCGGCCAUCCCGAGAUCGGCGAGUCUCUGAUCAAGGAGGAGAAGCGGCGCAGGAAUAAAGAGUCCAGUCAGAGGUUCAGAGACCGCACCCGGGAGCGCCAGCGCGAGAAGCAGGAGCGACUCGAGUACCUGGAGCGCCGGACCAAGCAGCUGGAGGAGCAGCUGAAGGGCCGCCGGGGCUCGAUGCCCGACCAUCUCGAGCACGCCCACCAGCCCGCGGGGGGAGGUGCGGAGCGGGAGAUGAUCGAGCGGCUGCAGACGGAGAACGAGGCGCUGCGGAGCUCGCUCAAGACGGCCACCGACGAGAUCAACAGGCUCCAGCAGCUCGCCGGGAGCCAGUCCCCGCACAGCCCGCUCAGCAUCGGGCCCUACGCCGCCGGCAGCAGCGCCACCAUCCCGCCGCAGCCCUCGCCGCCCACCUCGGCCUCCGACCUCGCCCCGGGCUCCCAGGCCUCCUCGCCCGCCAACGACCCACACUUCGCCGCCCACCGCCCCGCCAGCCCAGCCCCGUUCGCCCCCGCCUCCGACGCCCCCGCCCACGACCCCUUCGCCGCCAUCCUUCCCCAACACCAGCAUCUCUUCCACCACCACCAUCUCGCCCACCAACUCAACCCCCCCGCCGACUUCUGGGAGCUCCACAGACUCCCCAAGCCGCCCCUCGACCCCGCGCCCUCCGCCGCCGCCGCCGCUGCCGCCGGAUGGCAGCCCGCGCCCGCCCCCGUCGACCGUCUCCAGUCCUGA